Messenger RNA from Procambarus clarkii (red swamp crayfish), 6324 nucleotides. RefSeq names its product transmembrane protein 19. The record is from RefSeq and is a predicted model, not a curated record. Gene Ontology annotation, cellular component: membrane. Lineage: Eukaryota; Metazoa; Arthropoda; Malacostraca; Decapoda; Cambaridae.
UAAGGGAGGCUGCGGCAUGGUCUCGUCCCCAGCUGGAGUCGGGUCAGCUGGUCAGCCAGUCGUAGGAGAGCCAGGCAGGGGAGUAGUCGCUCGUCCUGCUCCUCUUCUAUAAAUGCACUCUCUCUCGCUCAACCAUGCGGCAGGGAUUCUUACUUCUGUUUCUCUUUACCUUGCCGAUAUCAAUGAUAAUGUGGCUCUCCAAUGCCUUCAUAUCCUCGACUCUUGGAAUUGAGGUAGUUGAACCUGCUCGGUGGCUGAGUGCCACUUUGUUACCCAUACUUCUAGCUUGGUGGGGUCUUCGGCGACGCUCGUUGUCUUUCAGUGGUGCUGUGUCUGGUCUUGUGGUAGGGUUUCUGCUGACGUUAGGGAGCUAUGUCUUCUUCAUGAACCUUCUCGUGUUCUUUGUCUCGUCCUCAAGAGCUACUAAAUUUAAAUCUGCCAAGAAAAGAAAACUUGAGGAUAACUUCAAGGAGGGUGGUGAACGCAAUUGGGUGCAAGUAGUAUGCAAUGGAGGAGUGGCAAGUCUGAUGGCAUUGUUCUACAUGAUUGAUUGUGGCAUUGGAGAACACCCAAUUGACCUUGUCUACAAUUACCGAUGUUCCUGGCUUAGUUUAGCCAUUUUAGGAGCUUUAUCUUGCUGCAAUGGAGAUACCUGGGCCUCCGAGAUUGGAACAGUGUUAAGCACUGGAGAUCCUGUUCUGAUCACUUCUCUGCGGUCAGUACCACGAGGCACAAAUGGUGGGAUCACCUUCAUUGGUUUGGUUGUGAGCCUUCUGGGAGGACUUGUGGUGGGUAUUGGUCAUUAUCUAACACUGUUGAUGUGUGUGUCCAGCCCUGUCAUGAUCUCUGCACCACCACAGUGGCCAAUUAUCUUCGUUGGAGCUGUUGGGGGCCUAAUGGGUAGUCUUAUUGAUUCAAUACUUGGAGCUACCAUGCAGUUCUCAGGUAUGGAUUCAGAAGGAAAAAUUGUUGAAAGGCCUAAAGAGGGAGUGAUACCAAUCAGUGGGUCGUACAUCCUCGAUAAUCAUGCUGUAAAUCUUAUCAGCUCUCUCCUCACUGCUCUCUUCUUGCCACGGGUUGCACUUCUCAUCAUGUAGGGGUUGGUAGUUUACAUGUGGAGAUUGUUGUAGAUUGACCUUGUUUGUCAUAUUUUGUAAAUGGUAUUUAUAGCUUGUAAUGUACAGCAUAGGGCUUUGCAUUGAAGAAAAGAAGGGAAAGGAAAAGAAAGAAUGUUGACACAUUACAAUUUGGUUCUAUGGUAAGGAAAAUUAGAAAUAAUAUGGAAAGUUGGCAAUUCCAUGGUAACCAAUGUGUAUACUUGAAGUAUGUUGCUUUUGAAGGUAAAAAUUUUGACAGAAUCUCUCUUUCAAAGCAGAUAUUUUCAUUUGUUGGACUUGGGCUUUCAUUUGCCUUUAGAUCUGAUUAUUAUAUAAAAUUUUACAACAGGUAAAAACUUGUGUUUUCAUCAAUACUAAAUGAACUAAAUUGAGACAAUCUUAGACCACUUAAGUAAUUUUUAAAGCUGACAGUGUGUAUGAAUGAAACUUUCAAUAUUCAAUGAGUGCUUAAAUCUCUAUAAUGUAUUAAUAAACUGCUUUAAUUAUAUUUUGCUGAAUCUUAAGAAAGUCUUUUUUUUUAAUUCUUCACUAAAAGUAUUGAUGAUGUAGACCUCUUCAUGGCAGUAUUGUUUAUUUGUUUUUAUGUACACCAGCUGUUUCAUUGUUGUAUAGGAUGGCUACACACACACAUCCUUGCUAAGAUGUGAGUGUUACUGCUAGUUAAGACAAUGCUCAUAGGUGUUAAUGAACCGGUGUUGUAUGAUAUAAGGAGAGGCAAGGUUCUCAUUCUUACUGAAUGCAAGAUGAUGCUGGGAGUGUAUGGAUGCAUGUGUAUUUAUUCCACUGUUAAAUUUUGUUUUUGUCUGAAUCUCGGUGUAAUUAAGUUAAUAUUGAUAAAGCAUUUAAUUUGCCACAUAAUCUUUUAGAAAGAUUGUCACCAGUAGCUGCAAAGGCUAUACAGUACAUGAGUAUUUAUGAUCGCAUAUGAGAUGAGUGUAGAAUUUGGGUAAAUGAACAGCUGUACUGUGUCCUAGAUCAGCAAUUAUGUUUUUGGACUAAGGCAUAUGCUUUCAGAAAUAGUUAGAAGCAUUGUUGGGAGAGUAAAAAUAUGAUCCUUGUUGGGAGAGUAAAAAUAUGAUCCUUGUUGGGAGAGUAAAAACAUGAUCUUUGUUGGGAGAAUAAAAACAUGAUAAUAGCAUUUAUUGUAUGUGAAAUACUGAUUUAUUUUUUCUCUGGCAUUGAGCAUUGCAAGAAGAAUUUGUGUGUUUUAUGGGAACAAAUUUUAUUUGUAACAACUUUGCUGAAUAUCCCAACGUGAAGAGUUUAAAUAUUGAAAAUACUUUUAUAUGCCAGUUACACAAAAUUUAGUGCCGAGGUGUAAUCAGGUGUACAUAGCCUGUAUUGUUGUGCUAGGUGCGAAAGUUAAACUUGAAGAUGUAUUACUGAGAAUACGAGGAAAUGUCUUGGUAUGUGGUACUAAAAAUUAUUAGUCAUAGAAAUACAUUCAUAUGUUUUGUUUUCAUAAUAUUCAUGAAGAAAAUGUUUUUGGUGACAAUCUAGAUAUGCAUUCAGAAUAAUGUAAAUAUUUUUUCAGAAUAUAAAAAAUAUUUUAAAGCUGUAUGAUUAAUGCCAUAGUCCUUUAAUCAGUAUUUUUAUGUAUUUUUUGCAUAUACAGUAUAGCUAUGUCAGCUCACUAGUGCCUAGUGGUGGAGGAUUCCUAGAACAGAUUGCCUGGUUAUGGGCUUCUACCAGUUUGGAGUUUUAACAUAUAAUUUGCAACGAAUGAAAUAGAGAAAAGUGAUGAUUCUUAUAAACAGGGAAGAAUGCUCCUCUAGGCCAGAUUUUGUAUUACUAAGUACUAACACUACCUUUUUGCUGAUACUAAAACGUGUUAUCUGUAGUCUAAUAGUAAAUGUUCCAAUGACACUAAAAUGUGUCGUCCAUCUCGAAAUUCCAGAAUUUUUUUAGUAAUAAUGUGACCAACCAAAAUAUCAGGAGAUCAUCUAGAGAUCACCUUGGCCAACUGUCUUAUCACUCAAGACAAUAAGUGAUCUGCUUGUGAGAAUAUUCUUUAGAAAUUGCCUGCCAGGAAAGUAUAAAAGUUGUUUUCUUUUCUACAGUAACACAGACCAAUUUUGUGUGGGCAUUUCCACGUGUUUAAUUUAUAUUUAUGUUGAAAAAUAAAUAAGGAAUGUUGAAAUGUUCAUAAGAAUUUGUAUAUUCAGCACAAUCAUGCAAAUUGUAUUAUCAAAUCGCCUUUCUUUUGCUUUUGUACUAGCAAACUUAUUUGUGAACUCUUUGAUACCAAAUUUAUAGUAAUAAUCCAAAAACUGAGGAAACGUUCAGAAUACAGUAUAAACAUUUAAGAUGUUGCUUAGUGGGACCCCAAGAUGCCCAGAAUGUUUACAGUUGGGAAUGUGCUGGCGGGUUGGAACAUGAAAGUGCUAAGUUAUUAAGUUUCCACAAAUUACUUGUAUACAGUUGCUUGAAACUGUAUUGGGCCUAACAAGUGCAACAUAGGUCUUUAGUCUUGGUCACCAUACCAUACAAUGGACUUAAAAUCAUCUGAAUGUGUGCAGUGAAAGAUGACAAUUUUAGUCUUUGUAACUGGAAAACUAUCUUAUGAGGAGAAUAGAAAAAAUGCUAUCAUCUUCCUUUCUUGUGUGGAGGUUGGUUUAUUUACUUAAGACUAAAAAAAAGCUUAAUUUAAAAUUCUCUAGAUAAAGAAUAAGGGGUGACAUGAUUUAAGUACAAAAUAUAAAUGGAUAAAAAGAGUAUAACAAAAGGAGCUAUAAUUAAGGCUUCAAAUAUUGACAAAAUAGAACACUGAACUUUGGACAUAAAUUGUUUAUGUUUAGAUUAAAAAAAAUCUUGACUAAAUAACUGGUUUGGAAAUACUGUACAGUUGUAGAUUUCUGGAUCAAAUUUCUUGGUAAUGUAAUAAUCGUAGGAGUACAUAUAAAUGAGUCUGGCUGGAUAGUCUCAUUAUGGGUCAGUAUAAGCUCUUUGCAGUGUUCUUUAUUCCCAUGUUAUGAUAGGACAUGUAUCCUUUCACUUGGUCUUUGUUCACCAAGUAGUAAUUAGGUACUCAAAAUUAAGAUGCCUGUUGUGGGUUGCAUCCUGGAAAAAGUCAAUAGUUGGUCUAAGGGACCCUUGUAACUGGCUUCUUGUCCCCAGCAGUUAGGAAGCAUAUGCAUAGUGUACCAUAAUAUGGUAUAUCACCUUGAUGCACAAACUGUUUUAACCCUUCCACUGUUUGGAUAGCUCUCAGACUUCUUAUCAGUAAAUAGCACACUGAUAGAAUCUCUAGUGAUGUCUCCACAAGUAGCAGGCUUUAUAUAGUUGUCAAGAUAACAAGUUUGCUUGAAUAUAAGUAGAUGGCCCUGGAACUUGCAGAAGCUACUGAAAAUAAUCCAAUAUUUUUUGGUAUGAAUAUUCCAUUUAUAUAGAUCUGACAUGGAGAGUCCUUGAUGAUAUCCUAUGACAGUGACCAUUUUCCCAUCCUCCUUUCCCCUUGCAUUUCUGCUCAACUCUCUUCCCUUCAGUGGUGGUUUGAUAUAUUGUACUGAAAUCUUUUCACUCUUCAUAUUGCUCUUCUGUGCCCAUCUGAUGUCUCCUUUGCUCCCUCUUUUUCAUAAUACAGUACCACAAUGGCUGCUAUUAUCUGCUCUGUUCCUCGCCAUGCCUCCCUUGGCAUGCUGAAGUGUAUUCCUUGGUGGAACUUGAACAGUGCUCUGGCUGUAUUCUAUAAUCAUGUAACCUGAAAGAGGCACUAACACUGGAUUACACCUGAAUCUUCUAUUCUGUUUUGGAAGGCAAGUGUGGUGGCCCAUAGACUAUCCAUACAGCUAAACACGACAGUUGGAGAUCCUGCUGUUGACCUCCCUCUCCCUCAUAUCUGGGAGGAAAUCCAUAAGAUUGUGGCUAAAUUUGUUUUAGACAUGUUGCUUGUCAAUCUCCAUGAUGCCAUUGUGUAAAAAUAUUUUUAUUGAUCGUGAAGGAAUUGGAUUUGCACUUUUUAGCCCCGAGCUCUGAUACUCGUCUUCCUCCUUUCCUUACUCAUAAGCCUUGAAUCUCGCCCCUUGUACUUUUGCACUCACCUCCACUAUAAUGAUGGUUGGGCACAUUUCCUAUUAUCUAAUGCAUCUGUUCACCUAGCAGUAAGUAGGUACUUAGGAGUUAGUCAGCUUAUUGUGGGGUUGCAUUCUGGGUGGGGUGAGUAAUUUGACCUUUGGGGGAGCUUAAUGUGUAUGAAUACACGUUAUGCCUGUCCUCCAACACAAUGAAUUACUGUAUUAUAUUUUUGAUAACGCUCCCUUGAUGUCCAUUUGUUCUCAUAUUGGCAUCUUUUGUGAAAUUUAGUGCAUUUUGAAUAUACUGUACAGUGACACAGAUGGUGCUCAGUCUUCCCAGCUUGGUGCCUUCUUUUGAUAAUUACUGUGCUUACUUUGGUAUGAAUAUAACCAAUUAAAACUUAAACAAUUACCAUUUGUCAGCACUGUAUGUAAAUUGUUGUAUUUAUUGUUCUAACAGUAAACUAUUUUGGAUUUGUAAUAUUUAAAUACAUUUUAUUUUCUAAAGCAUAUGCAGUAACUUGUGUAAUACUGAGGGUAAAGGUAAAUGACUUUCUCUCAGGCAGCUAUCUCAAGUAUCAACAUCCAACAAAUUCCUCAGAUGUAAAGCUAUAAUCCUCUCAAAACAUAAUCAAGUAAUUGAUUAUGAUAAUGAUCUUUCAGAGAGAUUCUUUCAGAUUCUUUCAGACAAUAAUCUUUCAGAGAGAGCAUCCUUAAUUUAUAAAAAAGCCUCGAGUGUUUCAGUUCUAGUCGUAGCAAUGUUACUCUGCAAUAAAUCACUUGAACUCUGAGACUUCCCCGAUAUCUAAAAUAAAAAAAAAGGCUAGAGUCGGCAGACAAUAAGUCGCAAUAAUGUGGCUGAAAAUUAGACACCCAACCCACAAAUCUGAAGAUAAAGGAAAUGACAACAUUUCAGUCCAUCAUAGACCAUUAUUAAGUCAUGUAAUAAUAAAAAUUUGUAGAGAAGUUAGGCAACGUUGAGUCUCAAGGCCACAUACUGCAGAAACUUAGAAAAAAAAUAGCAGAUAACACAAAACAACUUAAAGGCCUUAAGAAUCAUGAAUAAAUCUACUUACAGGAAGGAAAUUGUAUAGUUGACUAUUAUAUGUAAUGAUCUGUGUUAUGAUUUAUUUCUAAUUUGUUUGAAUUUAGGUAUGCCACCUUGUUACUGUAUUAAAGCUUUCAACCUUUUA